ACAGACACUAGCUGUCAUCUGUCAAAGGCAUUUAUUGUGAAAUCUCAAACGUAUUGUGAUCUUCAGACUUUAGAUUGUGGUUUAAAAAAAAAUAAUGCAACCCUAUAAAGAUCCACCACCCCCCUAUACUGUGGAGCCUUCGGUGGAGCCUCUUCCAGGGGUGCACCAGCAUUACAGCUACUACCAACCAACAGCGCCGCCAACGAACGUGGCCGGAGUGCCCUCUUACGGAGCCACAACGACCACUACCACCAUAAUCGUACCCGAUCCAGAGGUCAUCAUCGUCGGGGCCUGCCCCGUUUGCAGGGUCGGCGUUCUUGAAGACGACUUCACCUGUCUAGGUGUUCUAUGUGCCAUUUUAUUCUUUCCAGCGGGAAUCCUUUGUUGUCUCCUCCUGAAGGAGAAGAAGUGCUCCAACUGCGGGGCUACUUUCGGUUAAUCAUCACACAGAUCGGUUGAGUUGUGAAAUACAUUGUUGGUUAAUCAAUGUACCUUGUUAUUAUACCUAAGAGGAUUAAUAGUCGUAGAUUGUAAAUAUAUUAAAAUGUGUAUGUUUGCAUAAAUGGAAAUGCCAUCAUCAUUGCUGCUGAUAAUUCGAAUCAUUUUUUGUCUUAAAGCUAAACGAGACAAAAUAUUUGUCAUUCAUAUGGUUUGACAAUCAAAACUUUUAGUAAUUACUUGGUUUCAAGUACACUGAAAAAUAUUUCUAUAAUAGUCAAUUAGGCAAGUUGUUGAUGUAAUUUUGUAUAUUAAUUUCCUUUAUAGUUCCACUAGCUUCAGAUUAUAUUCAUCAUUUAUCCCGCUUCUGAUAGCGUGACAAAUUAAAAGAAAAAAGAAACACAAUCAAAAUAAUUGUGAUAAAACUAUUUGCCCUUACAACUAAAGUUGCUGUUCCGCAACUGUAUUGGCUUUCUUUAACUUUCUGAAUAUACCAUUUAUUGAAAUAUAGAGGCAUGUUAGUCAAAAAUUCAUUCCUAAAAAUCUAAGCCUAGAAUGAGUAUGUUGCAUUUGCUGGUGAAAUAACUACCAUCAUAACCUUUGUUCUGAAACAUCACUUUAAAAAUUUGAAAUAAUUUCGUCCAGGACAGCAAUUAGUCACUGCCUAAAAGACAUGGUAAACAAAAUUAGAGAUUAUUGGACCAGUUAAAACUACCGAAAAUAUAAAUAAGGUUUUAACAGUUAGAUUCCCUGGAAAAUACCAGAAGCUGACCAUGUACAAUGGUUUAAAAUUUACAAAAACUGAAAUUUUACACACACACAUUUUUAAUUAAAUUGCAUUUGUAGAUGGACAUGGUAAAUUACAUGUUUUGUUGUAUUUUACAUCACAAUCUAGUUUGUCUACCUCAUCGUAAGCUAAGAAAAGCAAGUUUCACAAACCAUAUCACAAUGGAUAUUAGUCACAUAUUAUUUUGGUUGGUAUAUUUGUUAAGUAAUGUUCCUAUAGUUUGUUAAGAUUCUACUAACUCAUAUAUAAAUGUUUUAAUGUUAUUACUUAUGUGUUAUAUCAUUGUACUAGAUAUUUUAUGUUAAUAAAUUGUUUUACUUUAUUUUAUGA
Molecule: messenger RNA, 1555 nt
Organism: Anoplophora glabripennis (Asian longhorned beetle)
Lineage: Eukaryota; Metazoa; Arthropoda; Insecta; Coleoptera; Cerambycidae
Product: brain protein I3-like
Exons: 2
Coding region: 95-439 (114 amino acids)
Source: RefSeq, a predicted model, not a curated record